Callithrix jacchus (white-tufted-ear marmoset) is the source of this 5111-nucleotide messenger RNA. It is a transcript of the gene IFT20, whose product is annotated as intraflagellar transport 20. Gene Ontology annotation, biological process: cilium assembly; protein localization to cilium. Gene Ontology annotation, cellular component: ciliary base; non-motile cilium; neuron projection. NCBI's taxonomy places the organism in Eukaryota, Metazoa, Chordata, Mammalia, Primates, Cebidae. The record is from RefSeq and is a predicted model, not a curated record.
UUCCGGGGUCCGGAAGGUAGUGACGUCGUGGGUAAACGGUUCUGUAGCCGUGGCAGCGGCCCUAACAGGCUGACUGGGUACCGGCUACUGCCGACCCGGGAGAAGUUGCCGUCUACAUCAGCCUGGGCUGCAGUGCGCUGCCGCUGCGGGGCCAGCAGCUAUGGCCAAGGACAUCCUGGGUGAAGCAGGGCUGCACUUCGAUGAACUGAACAAGCUGCGGGUGUUGGACCCAGAGGUUACCCAGCAGACCAUAGAGCUGAAGGAAGAGUGCAAAGACUUUGUGGACAAAAUUGGCCAGUUUCAGAAAAUAGUUGGUGGUUUAAUUGAGCUUAUUGAUCAACUUGCAAAAGAAGCAGAAAAUGAAAAGAUGAAGGCCAUCGGUGCUCGGAACUUGCUCAAAUCUAUAGCAAAGCAGAGAGAAGCUCAGCAGCAGCAACUUCAAGCACUAAUAGCAGAAAAGAAAAUGCAGCUAGAAAGGGUAAUCACUUUGAUCAAUAUGAAGAAGGACAUUUGGAAAUUGAACAAGCAUCACUUGACAAGCCUACAGAAUCGAUAAGAUGAUCAGGGCUUAAUUUCGGGUCUUAGCCACAUAGUCCCUCAAGUCUUGCUUUUUUGAACUGCUGUAGACCUUUGAAGUUUUCUUGAAGCCAAGGAUGAUGUUUUCUACUUCUAUGUUCUCCUUUCAUGCUUAGAAUUAAGUAUGUGAUCGGUCUGAAUAUUUAAUUGAAAAAUCGUUUCAACCUCCUUGUGAGCAGGGAGUCUUAUUAAUUUUUUCAUGAAAGUACUUGGUGUGGGGCAUAAAAGCAGUGGUAAAUAUUUGAAAAUAUAAGGUCUGGGUUUGAGUUUGGCACUACCAUUUCCUAUAAGUAAAGGGACAAGGUACCAUCACCGAAUUACUUUCCUCAGCAAUAAAUGGAAAUUCAAAUCUCUGCCCAUCUUCUUAAAGAGUAGAUAUGAAGAGAAAGUAAGUGAAUUCACAUUAUACAAAGUAAAAGUGCCAUAUAAAUGCUUUUUAUAAACACCUAUUGUAUAGUACAUAGUUAUUUUAAUUGAAUUGGAGAUAAUCCAUCCUUAGGUCUUCCAAGACUAACAACAGUAGCAGUUAAUAUGCUUUCUAUGUGAUAGAUGUUGGACUUCAGGAUCUGUGCUUUUUUAAUGUUAUAUGUGUUUUAGGGUCCCCCAAGUUCCAAAUUUUUGGUAUUGGUUUCACUAAUUCUGAGCUCAUUAGUCAUCUCUACUUCUGAGUCUAACUUCUAAAAAGUCAAACAUCCAAAAAGAGCCUCAGUCACUCAGUAGUGGUGUUGGGACAACGGAAUAACAACACAGAAUUUAAACAGUCAGAUCCCCAUUGUCAUUCCUUACCCCAGAAAGAUUCCAGAUGAAUGAGAGGUUUAAAUGAGAGAUCAUAAAAUUAUUAAAACGAACAAUGGUUGGAUUAGUAUCUUUAAAAUAGUAUUUGAAUAAGAAAAACUUUUCUAAGCUUAACCCAAAGCUUAGAAGCCGUAAGACAUGGAUAAAUAUGCCUAGCAUCCAGUAUUGGAAAGCUAAGCAUCUUGGAGUUAUUCAUGUCCUGCUCAAGUUCAUCGCCAAGGUCUGAUUACAAAAAUUCAAAAAAUUGCAACCUCAGGCAUAAAUGAGUUAAGAAAAUGAUAAGGCCAAGCACAGUGGCUCACAUCUGUAAUCCCAGGACUUUGGGAAGCCAAGGUGGGAGGAUCACUUGAGGCCAGGAGUUCAAGACCAGCUUGGACAACAAGACAACCCUGUCUCUAAAGAAACUUUAAAAAACAGAUUAGCCAGCCAUGGAGCUGUUUGGAAGGCUGAGGUGGAGGAUCGCUUGACUCCAGGGGUUUGAAGCUGCACUGAGCUGUGAUCCUGCCACUGUACUCCAGCCUGGGCAACAGAGCAAGCCCAUUUCAAAUAAAAAAAGGAUAAAUUUGGCUAUAUUUCAUCAUAACAAAGUCAACAAACAAAUAGACUGGGGAAAAUAUCUGUAAUAUCUCAUUAUAGGCAAAGAAUGACUUUCCUUCAGGUAUUUAUCAGUUCGAGGAAGACCUAAAUACAAUAGAAAAUGGGAACUUAUAUAAACACUGUGUACAGAAAGGUAAUGCAGAUGGCAUUUACUUUUUAUUUUUUUGAGACAGAGUAUUUUUAUUUUUUGAGAUGGAGUCUCACUCUUUCACAAGGCUGGAGUGCAGUGGUGCGAUAUUGGCUCACUACAACCUCUGCCUCCUGGGCUCAAGUGAUUCUUCUGUCUCAGCCUCCCGAGUAGCUUGGGGCUACAGGCAUACACCACCAUGCCUAGCUAAUUUUUGUAUUUUUAGUAGAGAUUGGGUUUCACCAUGUUGGCCAGGAUGAUCUUGAUCUCUUGACCUUGUGAUCUUCCUGCCUCGGCCUCCCAAAGUGCUGGCUUACAGGUGUGAGCCACCAUGCCUGGCCAAGACAGAGUCUUGCUCUGCCACCCAGGCUGGAGUGCAGUGGUGCAAUCUUGGCUUACUGCAACCUCCAUGUCUCAGGUUCAAGUGAUUCUCCUGCCUCAACCUCGCAAGUAGCUGGGAUUACAGGCAUGAGCUACCACACCCAGCUAUUUUUUUUGUAUUUUUAGUAGAGACAGAGUUUCACCGUGUUGGCCAAGCUGGUCUUGAACUGUUGACCUCAGGUGAUCCACCCACCUCAGCCUCCCAAAGUGCUGGGAUUACAAGCAUUAGCCACCACACCCAGCCGCAGAUGGCCUUCAAAUAUGAAAAUAUUCUCAACCAUUAUCAUAGUAAGAGAUGUGCAUGUUAAACUGUAAAAAGUUAGCUUGGUAAGAUUACAGGAAAACAGGUACAUCAUAGUCAUGAGACUGUACAUUGGUGAAAGCCACUACAGAGAACAAUUUAGAUUACUUAAAAAUUAAAAUGGAUGUAUUCUUGAAUCCAGUAUUUUUUUUUUUUUGAAACAGUCUCGUUUUGUUGCCCAGGCUGGAGUGCGUAAUGAUAGCCACUGCAGCCUUGAUCUCCCCAGCUCUAGUGAUCCUCCUGCUUUAGACUCCUGAGUAGUGGGGACUACAGGUGCACACCACCAUGCCUGGCUAAUUUUUAAGAAAUUUUUUAUAGAGACAGGAUCUCACUAUGUUGCCCAGGCUGGUCUCAAACUCCUGAGCUCACGUGAUCCUUCCACUUUGGACUCACACAGUGCUGGGAUUAUAGGUGUGAUCUACUAUGCCUGGGCUAUUCAUGCAAUUAACAAACUUCUUAGGGUAUAAAAUUCUUAAGCAUUCUUCCUGGUCACGAAAUAAUUAAUAUGAUAACACACAGUUGCUUCCUGUGUAAUAACAGGUACAUUCCUUCUGUUGAUACUGAAGCAGAUUUUCAGUUUUGUGUUGUGUUAGUUUUACUUGGAAUGUGUCUCCAGACAUCUCACACAUCUUUUUAAGAACAUUGUAUUAUAUUUUGGGAUUGAAAUAAAUACACGUAAAAAUUUUACUUUAUAAAAUCAGCUGAAAAAAUGUGUUAAGAGAGAUGGACAUCCUCUAUAGCCUGGGUAGUAAAACAGAGGCAUUUUAUUGUGAAAUAUUAAAAUGGUGCAUUCUGUGGGUAUACAGGAGUGUGCCUGUAUAUUUAUGUUUGUAUUUGCUUGACCAUGAAGAUAAAAAUUUUUGUAAAGAUAGACUCUCUGAAGGGAAACUGAGUUGCAUUUUACUAUAUUUAAAAAAUUUGAUAUUAUGUACUUGUAUUACUAUUCAAAAAAUAUAAUUGUUUUAGAAAAGACCCAGAGUAGGCAGAAUGAAAGCAGAGUACGGUCGGGGGCAUUUCUUUGGUUUUAUUUAUGUAUACCUCCUUCCCAGUCUUGUUUCAGUUAGGAAAUAAAUGAAUACAGUAGGGUAAGGCCUGCAUUAGGUAAGUCGCAACAAUAUUUAGACUACAUUUUACGACUAAAUGAAAAUUAGUCUUCUUUUUCCCCCAUUAGAGAUGAGGUCUUGCUGUGUUACCCAGGCUGGUCUCAAAUUCCUGGCCUCACGCAAUCUUCCCACUUCAGCCUUGCAAAGUGCUAGGAUUACAGGGAGAAAACAAGAUUUGAAUUCAAUACAAUAGGAUAGAAACAUGUAAUGUUACAAUUUAAGCCUUAUGGUUAAAUUAUAUUAAUUAAUAUUGCACUAACUUCUGGCCUGGUGUGGUGGCUCACACUUGCAAUCCCAGCACAUUUGGAGUCUGAGGCAGGAGGGUAGCUUGAGGCCAGGAAUUCGAAACCAGCCAGGACUGUUUCUGAUUGACUUCCAGCAUGCUGUGUUCUUGGAAUUCCCAGUUCAGUUUGAAACCGAUUUUCUACUUGGCAUAUUAGUUCCCAGCAUGCCAUUCAUACUUUCUUUGUUGUUUCACAUUUAUUUUUUUCAUAGCAUGAAAUGUAGUGAUUGAAUUGCAUUAUUGGCUACAUCUUCUUUAAUUGGUUCAAAGCAAAUAGAGAUUGGAUGGGAAAAGUCAGUGGAUUAUGGGCCUGUAUAAAAGUGCUUUGAUGAACAUCUGUGCCAUGUAUAUCUCCUCAAUGUAUGCUGGAACCUCUCUGGACAUAUUCCUCUAAAUGCUGGGUCACAGGAUGGAUGCAUACCUUAUUCUAUCAGUUAUUGUCAGAAAGCAUUUAAAAUAUUUUAACUGCCGGGCGCAGUGGCUCAAGCCUGUAAUCCCAGCACUUUGGGAGGCCGAGGCGGGUGGAUCACGAGGUCAAGAGAUCGAGACCAUCCUGGUCAACAUGGUGAAACCCCGUCUCUACUAAAUAUACAAAAAAUUAGCUGGGCAUGGUGGCACGUGCCUGUAAUCCCAGCUACUCAGGAGGCUGAGGCAGGAGAAUUGCCUGAACCCAGGAAGCGGAGGUUGCGGUGAGCCAAGAUCGUGCCAUUGCACUCCAGCCUGGGUAACCAGAGCGAAACUCUGCCUCAAAAAAAAUAAAAUAUUUUAACAAUUUAUAAUCCUACCAGCUGGGAAUGAGAGUUCCAGUUUUCCUAUAUCUUCAAACUUUAAAAUAUAUGUCAGUUUGACAAGAUAAAUGUGAUGUCACUGCUUUCCCUUUGUGUUUGAUGAUUUGGGUUAUCUUUUCUGUCAUCUGCCCUUUCCCUAUUAAAAAAACAUUGCCUUGUU